CAACAACAAUAACUCUACAACAACAAUGGAUCCAAAUUUAAUACCCUCUGUUAAACCAAUCACCAAGACUGGUAAAAUCUUUAAAGAACAAAAAACUCUCUCAGAAAGAAUGGAAGAAUCAAAGAAGGUUAGAGAGAAAUACAGUGAUCGUAUUCCUGUGAUUUGCGAAAAAUCAUCAGUUGAAAAGGAUUUGCCAUCCAUUGAUAAGAAUAAGUAUCUGGUACCUGCUGAUUUAACUGUGAGUCAAUUCGUAAUGGUUGUUAGAAAUAGAUUAUCAUUGAAUGAAACGACAUCUCUCUUCUUCUUUGUGGGCCGUGAUGUUUUAUUAUUACAAACUGAUGUAAUGAGUAAUGUUUAUGAGAGAUAUAGGGAUGAAGAUGGUUUCCUUUAUGUAACAUACAGUGGUCAAAAUACUCUUGGGUAAAUUAAUCCCUGAUGAUACUUAUUGUGAUCACGUGUGUUGAUGAUCAGAAUGAUCAAUCAGCUGUUUUUUCCCCCAACUCCGUUCUCCUUCCUUUUUUUGUAACCUUUAUUAAAAAACAAUUUU
This is a messenger RNA of Naegleria gruberi, 547 nucleotides long. RefSeq names its product autophagy related protein ATG8. Gene Ontology annotation, biological process: cellular response to nitrogen starvation. NCBI's taxonomy places the organism in Eukaryota, Heterolobosea, Eutetramitea, Acrasida, Naegleriidae. The coding region runs from base 26 to 424 and encodes 132 amino acids. The transcript has a single exon. The record is from RefSeq and is a predicted model, not a curated record.